Phlebotomus papatasi is the source of this 2022-nucleotide messenger RNA. RefSeq names its product UDP-glycosyltransferase UGT5-like. NCBI's taxonomy places the organism in Eukaryota, Metazoa, Arthropoda, Insecta, Diptera, Psychodidae. The coding region runs from base 385 to 1956 and encodes 523 amino acids. Gene Ontology annotation, molecular function: UDP-glycosyltransferase activity. The transcript is spliced from 2 exons. The record is from RefSeq and is a predicted model, not a curated record.
GAGUUUGUUAAAAGUCUUAUUUAAUAUGAAAACAUAUUGUUGAUGUUCGUUUGAAAUUUUUCUUAACUUUAACAAGGCAAUUGUCCAAUUACAAUUCAAUUUAAAAUUUAUUUAAGUGAAAUUUCUUUUCUUUUGCUUAGUAUAGUAUACUUUCCAAUUAGCCUUGGCAAUGACUCAUGAUUUUUUUUUGGCUAAUUUUGUUAUCAGAUACCACAGUCACAACACUAAUCGUUCACUACGUAACCAUGUUAUAACAACAAGGUCAUCAAUUAGAUUCGGGUUUCAUCAUGAGUUGAUAGAAAAUAUAAGCUCAGAAGUUUUUGAGCUUUUAUUUUUCUUCUUAGAUUUAGUAUUACGAAACCCGUGCAGCGAACAAGUCCAGUUAUGAGACUUUCCGUGGUUAUAGUGGUUUUCCUUCCGUGUUUGGUAAAUUGUGCUAAUAUUUUGUUCCUGGAGACUGUACCCUCCCCAAGCCAUCACAUAUGGAUACGUACUCUUUCAACAGCCCUAGCUGAAAGGGGUCACAACAUUACUUCUCUGUCGACUGACAUUGAAGAACACACCCCAGAAAAUCUUCAUUAUCUUCAUCUUGACAAAGUCUACGAUGUCAUGUACAAUCAAGAAGAUGAGGAUUUUGGACAGGAGUGGGACUUCUUUGAAAUGGGAAAAAUAAAUUCUUACUUACAAUUGUUAAUAUUUAUGGAUUUCACGCCUCUUACUUUAAAAGGAUCAUUGAAAUCAACUGGAUUUCAUCAGCUAUUGGCAUAUCCUGAUGAUUUUAAAUUCGAUUUAAUUAUCUAUGACUUUAUGGUAGGAGGCAUAAUGCUUCCGUUUGUCCAAAAGUUCAACAAUCCACCAGUUAUUGCCCUAACAGCGUUUUACUCUGUGGAAUUUGGCGCUUCUAUUGUAGGAGGAACUCUUAAUCCAUCAUUCAUACCCUAUAUCGUCAAUCAUGACGGGGAUCUUACUUCUUUCUUCGGACGAGUAAAUAAUUUCGUACUCACAUUUUUGGACUACUUUUUAAAAGAGUGCUAUAUGCCGUAUAAGCUCAAUGCAUUAUUGAGGAAGGAAAUGCCUUGGGCAAAGGAUAUUCGUGAAUUGAAUCAAUUGGCAAAGAUUGUUCUUUUAAAUAAGCAUCCUGGUCUUGAUAUAAUUGAACCAGCGUUUCCAAAUGUGAUUUCAGUUGGAGGUAUGCAAAUACAGAGAAAUAAGGGUCUACCUCAAGAUCUUCAGGAAGUUCUUGACAACUCGAAGGAUGGGGUGAUAUUAUUAUCCCUAGGAACAAAUGUAAAGAGUGCAAUGUUAGGAGAUGAUCGUAUUACAGAAAUCCUUGAAACCUUCAGAUCUCUACCUCAGUACACCUUUAUCUGGAAAUUUGAAGCAGACUCAUUGCCAGUAGAAGUCCCUUCUAAUGUUAUCAUUCGAAAGUUUGUACCCCAGAGUGAUCUCUUAGAACAUCCCAAUCUUAAACUUUUCAUCAGUCACUGUGGACUUCUCAGUACUCAAGAAGCUAUUUGGUUUGGCGUACCUAUUCUUGGACUCCCGGUCUUUGGUGAUCAGUUCCAUAACUUAAAACUCAGUUUGAAGAAUGGAGUUGCUGAGGAAGGAAAUCUCGGAAAAAUUGACCGAAUGUCCUUCCAACAAUUGAUUGAGAAGAUGCUUAAAGACCCUAAAUAUCGAAACAAUGCUGAGACACUUUCUCAAGUGUUUCGUGAUCAGAAAGAAACACCGCUGGAGAGGGCAAUUUGGUGGACGGAGUAUGUAUUGAGACAUCCGAAUAUGACUUAUAUGAGGUCUUCAUCUUUUGAACUAGGAAUUAUUAAGAGACAAUCUUGGGAUGUUAUGGCAUUCAUAUUUUCAAUGAUUCUAAUUUCCAUGUUUGUCUUCGUAAAAAUUUCAUGCUGUGUCUGCAGAAUGUGUUCGAAAAAGAAAUCCAGAAAGCCAAAGAGAGACUAAUUCCUGUAGGAUAAAUAUUUGAUAGAAAAAUUUUGAUUUUAAUAAAAAAUUUAUUAAGAGAAUAUU